This is a messenger RNA of Mycena indigotica, 1148 nucleotides long. Its product is annotated as RRM domain-containing protein. The transcript has 5 exons. The coding region runs from base 168 to 1148 and encodes 326 amino acids. Gene Ontology annotation, molecular function: mRNA binding. Gene Ontology annotation, cellular component: nucleus; cytoplasm; ribonucleoprotein complex. Lineage: Eukaryota; Fungi; Basidiomycota; Agaricomycetes; Agaricales; Mycenaceae. The record is from RefSeq and is a predicted model, not a curated record.
CCUUCCUCCCGAUUCCUUGCAAACGAAUCAUGGCCCGGCCUGGAUCUAGAAGAUUCUUUUGUAACUUGAGUCGCUUAGACGUCCGCUUUCAGGUUGCUUUGACUAACAUCGGGACAAUGCGCCUUUGAUAGGUGUCGUCAAAGCGCAUAACAACUCUCAACUAUAAAAUGACCCAGACUCUCGUGCGAAUCUUAGCACUACAAGACCGAACUUUUCGUGCACCGAGCGCCAGCACCAGCUCCAUUGCCAGCUCUUCCAGCAUUCCCAAGAACUUCUCAUUCAAGAAGAUUGGCCAGAUAUCUAGCAAGGCAGUCGCGGCAAAGACACACGGACAGCGCAAACAAGCGGCCAAGCUGGCCGCCUCAAGCUCCCGCGGCAAGCUCCGUCGCGCAGAAUCUGCAACAUCCAAGGCGAUGACACUUUCAUUCACCCCCAUGACCACGGGAUGGGUCUUUGUUGGCAAUCUCCCACCAGCGGCCACCGCGCGGGCUCUCAAGCGUUUCUUCUCCGAAGUCGCUGGCCCGGUCAAAGACGUUACCAUUCGCUACAGUGGGGCAGGAGACAAGGCAGGCACAGCUGCAACUCCGAAAUAUCGCUACGCCGUCGUCGUCUUUGAUGGUGAUGCGGAAGAAUCUGCAAACUCAGCAAAUCGUGCAGUGUUGCAGGACGGAGCCAUUAUCACUGGAGAUGAAAGGUUCCAUGGAUUCCGGCUUGUGGUCACAGACCAACCAGCCGGUCUGCCCGACGUCAAUCUGGUUGCCAAAAGUGCUGGAAUCAGCGAUAGACAGGAAAUGACACUUUUCGCGGGCCUCCCGCGGCACAAUCCUAAGCUCGUUCCGGGGGCUGAAACCGCAGCUGGUCAUGUCGUUGGGAAUGAAGGACCCGCAAACGGUAAAACCGUCAACAAAACCCAAGUCUGGGACCCACGCAGCCUCGCCAAUCUUGUGCAGCGCGAAGCAUCGCGCUUGGACCGCCGGAAGGAGAAGAAGGACCAAAAGUGGCGACAGCUGACGAAGCUUGAGGAGGGCGACGAGAACUCUGUUCAUAUGGUCAAGUUCCCGGUCGGUGACAAGGGGAAGGGCAAAGCAGCUCCCCAGAACACUAUGUUCGUUGGCGGACAGCGCUUUACACUUACUCCGGUACUUUAG